AUGGCUCAUCUGAGUGGUAUCCUUUUAUUACUCUUUUUAACGGCCGUUGCAUCUAAGUCAAUAUCUUACGAUGAUCCAGUAUUUGGUCAACCUGAACAAAUCCAUAUAUCUUAUGGCCUUGACCCAUCGCUUAUGGUGGUGACAUGGAUAACAAUGAACCCGGUUAAUGAUUCUAUUGUUGAAUAUGGCGAAAAUGGAGUGCUAAAUCAACGAGCGACUGGUAACGUCAGUAUAUUUCAAGAUAGCGGAACAGAAAAACGACGUGAAUAUGUUCACCGUGUUGUUUUACGAAAUCUUAAACCUGGCCAUCGAUACUCCUAUCACUGUGGUAGCGAUGUGUAUGGUUGGUCACCUCUUUUCUGGUUUGCAGCAAUGCGCAACGAUUCUGGUUUUGUUGUACGGGCAGCUGUUUAUGGCGACAUGGGCAAAGACAUUGCUUAUUCGAUGCCACGACUUCAAGAAGAAACGCAAUUAGGCCAUUUCGAUCUUAUCCUACAUGUUGGUGAUAUGGCUUAUGACAUGAAUUCGGACAAUGCUCGUUUUGGUGAUGAGUAUAUGAAUGCUAUUGAAUCAAUUGCCGGUUACAUACCAUACAUGACUUGUCCAGGAAAUCAUGAAAAUGCCUAUAAUUUUUCACAAUACACGGCCAAAUUCAGUAUGCCUUCAUCGAUGAAUACAUUUGGUGGGGAUGCAAACCAUUUUUAUAGUUUCAAUGUUGGUUCCGCACAUAUCAUCGGCUUCUCAACAGAAUUCUACUACUUUACUGAAUAUGGCUUUGAUCAAAUUAUUAAUCAAUAUCAAUGGCUGGAACAAGAUUUACGAAAAGCGAAUCAGCCCGCAAACCGUGCUCGUUAUCCGUGGAUCAUCACAAUGGGACAUAAGCCAAUGUAUUGUAGUAAUAGUGAUGAUAAUGAUUGUUUAACUACCGAAGGUUAUAGUUAUGUACGUAAUGGUCUCCCAUUUGUUGAAGCAUAUGGUCUUGAGAAACUAUUUGCACAAUAUGGUGUUGAUCUGGAAUUUUGGGCUCAUGAGCAUAGCUAUGAGCGCUUAUGGCCUGUUUAUAAUUCGACCGUUCAUAAUGGCACAAAAGGUGCUUAUAUUGAUCCUGAUGCGCCCGUCCAUAUAGUAACAGGAUCAGCGGGUUGUCCUGAACGUCAUGAUCCAUUUGGUAUUCCCCGCUCAUGGACAGCAUAUCGAAAUAAUGAUUAUGGGUAUUCACGAAUGAAUAUUUAUAAUGCAUCUCAUCUCUACUUAGAACAAGUAUCGGAUGAUAAGGGUGGAAAAGUAGUUGAUAGCAUGUGGUUAAUCAAAUCUAAACACGGUCCAUACUCCUAUUUUGAAUAA
Molecule: messenger RNA, 1344 nt
Organism: Adineta ricciae
Lineage: Eukaryota; Metazoa; Rotifera; Eurotatoria; Adinetida; Adinetidae
Source: the annotation of a GenBank genome assembly